Paramormyrops kingsleyae is the source of this 2301-nucleotide messenger RNA. It is a transcript of the gene cdc42ep3, whose product is annotated as CDC42 effector protein (Rho GTPase binding) 3. Gene Ontology annotation, biological process: Rho protein signal transduction; positive regulation of pseudopodium assembly; positive regulation of actin filament polymerization. Gene Ontology annotation, molecular function: small GTPase binding. NCBI's taxonomy places the organism in Eukaryota, Metazoa, Chordata, Actinopteri, Osteoglossiformes, Mormyridae. Gene Ontology annotation, cellular component: cytoplasm; plasma membrane; cytoskeleton. The record is from RefSeq and is a predicted model, not a curated record.
AGAGAGAGAGAGGAGCAAACCCACAGCACGUUGCCUGUGAAGCGUCUGGUGUCUGCCCAGCAGAUUUACAGAACUCCUUCUAGUAGAUCUAGAGAGAGAAGGAGAAAGUGAGGCAGCGAGGCUGAGAGAGAGAGCAGGAGGGAUCCUACAGCGAUUCAAACGCGGCACCUUUGAGAAGCGGGAGCGCAGGGUGGUCAAGCACCAGCAGAUACUCCUAACGCCUCGGGCCACUCUCCUUGGUGCUUGUGCUGUGAUCCACCAGAAGCGUGGGAAGGUGGACGCCCCAGCGGAGGAGGACAAGAGGGAAGAGAGAGAGGGGGCAUCCCGGCACCCACGUGCCGACCGAGCUUGCGGCGAAGGUUUAGGGUUGACGGAUGACUACAGGUGCUGGGGCUUCCCCAAAAGGCGAGUCUGAAAGAAUCCUGAAACAGCUGUCCUCCUGCCCUGAAGAUACACCCCCCUCCCAAGGCUGAGGCAGACAGCGUGCUGAAGACAGUCUGGAAGCACAUGCCAAAUCUGUCCUCCCGACACAGAAGCCUCUCUGUAGCCAGACGUGUGGCAUGACAAACGCUGACGCCCCUGCAGCCCAGUAUUAUGGGACUCGAGGUCACACCAAGAGAAGAAAAACUGUCAUCCAGCAUCUGAAGACACUGGGUCUUUGAGUCAUUUCAAUUGUUGGGAAACUUGGACUGGCCAGCCAGGCUUCUGAGCUCUUGGAUGAAGGAUAUUCAUUAAGAGCAAAGCUCUUCUCAACUGAGAAUGUGACAGACGGUUACACAUCAGGAUCUGCUCACAAUCCCCAGGUAAACCAAACAUCCUUGGGCCAACGGUCAACGACCAUCUUGUCGUUCUUCCUCAAGAUCUUGUUUUUUGCAAGCCAUGCCGGCCAAAACACCCAUCUACCUGAAAUCCACCAACGGCAGGAAAGGCAAGAAGUGCCGACUCAGGGAUAUCCUAUCGCCCGACAUGAUCAGUCCCCCCUUGGGAGACUUCCGCCACACCAUCCACAUUGGAAAGGGUGGAGAACAGGAUGCUUUUGGGGAUAUGUCCUUUCUUCAGGGGAAGUAUGAGCUCCUUCCAGGGAAGUCAGAGCGAACCGUCCCACAAUGCCACAGUGAAUUCCUGAGGGCCAACAGCACUUCUGAGGCCUCCUCUUUGGAGACCCCUUCCCCAGUACUCAAAAACGCCAUCUCACUCCCCACCAUUGGCGGGUCCCAAGCUCUCACUCUGCCCCUCAUCUCCAUCAUGCCAAUGCCUCCAAACCCAGACCCCUUCGACUGCGAAAGCCUCCCACCUUCCAACUUUCUGAAUAAGAGCGAUGAUCUGGAGCCAAACACGCUGCUCCUGUCCCUCAAUGUCCUCGGAUCCAACCUGGCUGAAGAGACCACAAGCACGUCGAGCUUUUUGUGUAAUAUGUUCGAGAAGCAGAAGGAAACCCCAAAGCUGAAGUCAGUUGGAAAGGCUGUCAGCAGCGAAAAUGGCUUUAAUGUCAGGUCAUACCACAGCAAUGGCAAUGGUGCCAUACACUUUGGAAAGAAAUGUUCCGAGAAUUACAGUAACUGGCUGGAGAGUAAAAACAAAGAGGAAGACAGGAUUAAUCCUUUCCAAUAUGACGUACUUGCUAAGAAGCAGCACGUCUCGCAGGAUUCCAUUUCCAAGAUCAAUGGCUCGUUGCUCUCACUCGAACUUGAUUUAGGACCAUCUAUUUUGGAUGAGGUGCUGAACAUAAUGGACAGACCAAAGACUGAGGUUCAGCCAUGAGUGCGAGCAAGGGAAUCUGCAGAAAAAUAAUGACAAAAGACUCAAUGUUGACUCUUUAAUUUCCAUAAAGCUGGACUUUUUAAGCCAGAACACUUUUUUAAACACAUAUCUUAGUUUUACCAUUUUUCCUCUGUGAAACAAGGUAUGCAGAUAACAUGUGUUGUUAAUACUGGCAGCCAUAACAAAGAUACUGUGCCUUUAAUUUUGUACACAAAUUGAGAUGGAAUCCGGUUUAUUGCAGCCUGAACCAUCCAGUGUUAUAGAUAGAUCAGCAGCGGUACUGUUUUAGGUAUGGGUUGAGGGGUUUCUAUGUUGUUGAGACUUCUUGCUUUUUGUUAACGCCAUUGCUUUUUAAUAAUUACGCUUUGCUGAUUAUUUUUAUUUUUUUUCAUCAAAGAAACAAGCAUUCUCUUUUUUAAAAAAAAAGUCCAAACACAAAAAUCAUUUAUUUAUAAAGAGCUCAUAUCACUACACCAACAAACAACAUAUGCAUAUACUGUUUUUAUUCUGUCAAUAUAAUAAAGUCUUUUUUUCCAAGUU